AUUAGGUGUGAUUCGUGUUUACACCACCAGAGGUCAAUAUGAACACCAAUAUAAACAAGACUCCUCGGAAACGUGUCGCUGUUUACAUGCAAAAGGUCGUUGAUUUUUUCCAAAGACACACAUUUACUGAGCACAAAGUCACGGCGAAACAGAAUGGUUUCAGGGUCUAACUCCACUGAACGCUAACGUGAUGUCUCUGACGUCACUCCUGCGUAUGAGGCUUGGCAGCAGAUGCAGCACAAAUCAGAUACUACAUAUAAGAGCUCUGUCAGGAGCCGAUGCUGUUAACGCGCUCCGACCCUUUUAUUUUGCGGUCCACCCUGAUUUCUUUGGCCAGCAUCCAAGAGAAAGGGAAGUGAAUGAAAACUCUCUGAAAAGAUUAAACGGCUAUUUAGAGAAUCUGCAAAAGCCGGGCUUUAGGUCUGUCAAACCUACAAAUCUCACUUUUUAUCUCAGGGACAUCAGGGAGAAAACGGAAGACAACAAUGACGUGCUGCAUUCUGGUUUCCAUUCGGUGACUUUCACUUUGCAGGCGAAGGAUGUCCUGUGUGCAGUGGUGGAUGUUUUGAAGUUCUGUAGCUUGUCAGUGGAACACAUACAGGGACUUCUCACAGCCAGAAGCCAAAGCCAGAACACAGCACAACAAGAUGGAAUUCCUUUCUAUCGGCCAAUUAAAUGGGACAAAACGUACUACGCGUUCACAGGCUUCAGAGACCCGGAGCAGGAGCUGGAGCAGGCAAAGAAAUUGGAAACCACACUCAGUCUGUGGCUGAGGAACAAUGAACCAGAGGCCACAAAGAAGCAGAAGGCCAGCGUUCCACGACGAGCCGAGCUGAAGAGACUGAAGAGAGAGCUCAUUGAGAAACUGGGCCUGCUUGAUAUCAGGUGGCAGCGCAAAUGGGGAGUUGCGCACAAAUGCUGUCAGAUGCAGAGUUUGAGCCGCCUCUCUUUACAGAACCCAGAGGCCAUGCCUAUUCUCAGAGGGCACACAAUAGUCUUCACUGACCAAUCAGGAAUGAAUGCCUCAGGCCAUGUGAUGCUGGGAACAAUGGAUGUGCAUCAUCAGUGGACAACGCUCUUUGAGAGGAUGCCUAGCUACAGCAGACUGUUGCAGCAGACAGAGUGGCUAAAGGAUAGGAUCAGUUUCCUGUUAGGUGGGAUCCAGGUGAUCCAUAUGGAGCAUGUGGAUCUGGUGUUACCUCUGGAAGACCACUAUAGCACCCUCAACACCUUCCACAAGAGACUGCUGCCUCACAGGCUUACCCUGCACCCUCGCAGCCUGCAGGGACUCACCAUGAUCGUAGAAAAUGAUCGUUCUAGUGCUAGUCUUCAUGAGAUGGGCCACUUCAUCAUCCCUACUAUGUGUGACCCUGUUUACCUACAGAACUUUCUUCAGAGCCACGCUCAGGAGGCUCGCAGACGUCUGCAGCGCAAGGAGCAGUUAGAGGCUGAGGAGGAUGACGUGGUGUCCAGUUGUGUGCAGGGUCUGUCUCUGCGGAGUCUGUCCAAAGAGCCCAGUGUCUCCAGCAGGCAGAUGAUCCCAUGCUGCAGGCGUUUGCUCGAGGAGAGGUCUCCUUAUAUGCAGGGCCUGCAUCUCUGCAUCUCGCACUUCUAUUCUGUUAUGCAGGACGGUGAUCUAUGUGUACCUUGGGACUGGAAGAGCUGACACACUUUUGAAGGUGUUUAAAUACAAGCACUGUGUGUGUUUUAUGUGGGGUCAUGUAGGUGUGCAAGCUUGUAGUGAAGGUCUGGUGUGGUAUGUAGUACGUUAUUGAAUGCACUUUGGUUGUGUGAUUCAUGCAGGUGGGUGCUCUGCUUGUAAAGCCAGAAGUAAUUGUGAUGGGAGCUUGUGUUGAUUGUUUCAAGUAUAUGAGUUAUGUGUACUCUAAUUGUGAGCACUUACAGAGUUAUUUGCAUUUCAAUUUGCUGCAUUUGAUGGUCAUGAGCUAAAAGUACAGUCUGGGGACUUUAUACAUUGGAGUGACCAUUUUUGUUGAAAUGUAGGAUUAAAAAAAAACAUGACAAAUUACAUAAUGCCAGUACUGUUUGUCUCCACAUUAUUCUUGGAAUUAAUGUCCGUUAGACAUUAAAAAACAUUAGGCUUUAUCUUUUAAAAGACGUCUGUACGAUUAGUGUUGUUUCUUUUUGGUAAGUUCUAUGCUUAGCUCUUUAUAACUCAACAACAUGUAACUGCCAGUGGAGUACAGAAUAUAUUUUGCAGUAUUAGCAAUGUACACUGCCUAAAAGAAGUACAGUCUUUGUGAUGCAUCUGAUGUCCUGUAGAUGGAGCUCCUCUACAGUGUUGAGGAACUCUGCUGAACAUCCCGAGGGAAAGAGAAUCCAUUCCUCUACACUAUCAAUAAUUUGUUCUCAAAACAUAAUCUUACCUUUCCUGUGAUAUAAUACAACAUUGAACUCAAUUUUUAAAUGGUCAUUACUGUGCUGAAUAUCUAACUAGAAGAUUAAAACCACAGACAUGCUUUUUAAAGUUUCUGAAUUUCAAAAAUGGUUUCUGUGCUGAACCCAGCUCCUUAAAACUGUCUCGUACUUUUUGAAUUUCUAUUUCUAUUUGGCACUUAUCUAUAAAUGUUAAAUCUAUUCUUUUUAUCUUUCUGUAGUAGUACUUAUGUUGGUGUCUAUUUUAAUGUUAAAUAUGCACAUGCACUGUGUGGACACCUGACCUUCACAGACUUAUGUGUGUCUUUCACAAACAGUUGUCACAAAUUUGAAAUGCAUCAUUUUAUAGAAUGUCUUUGUAUGCUGUAGUUUCAACAUGUAGCUUCACUGGAACUAAAAAGUACAAACCUAGUUCAUGAUGACAAUCUCCCUAUCCACAAAUGAAGGUUCAUAGAGUGCAGAAAGACAUGGUUUGUUAAGGCUAAUGAGGAAGAAUUCAAGUGGUCUGAGCCCUGACCGAGCUCUGACUGGAUGCAACACCUAUUAGAUAAACUAGAUUGCCGGCUGAAUGCCACAUUUUUUUGACUUGUAUAACUAAUGCUCUUUCGGCUGAACGGGUAAAUCACCACAGCCAUGCACAAUGCAUCUGGAAUGGGAUGUACAAAAAGCACAUAAGUGUGUGAUUGGUCAGGUGUACGCACGCACACACACACAGUCACAGUGCUGCUCUUUAAAUGAAUGCAGUUAUACUUUGUUCAUUCUGUAUGUAGAUGAUCCUAUGAGUAAAGUUGAUCCUGACUCAUGAUUAUGUUGUAUAUUAUGAUGCAUGUUGCAUCUCUGAUGAGGGAGGUAAAUGUCUAAAAUGUGUUUGUGUAAAGUAAAUACAUUGUUUUUGUCUGUGUCUAAAAGAGCAGCUAGGUUUAAUAAAUCUGAUCUGAAUUAC
Molecule: messenger RNA, 3340 nt
Organism: Tachysurus fulvidraco (yellow catfish)
Lineage: Eukaryota; Metazoa; Chordata; Actinopteri; Siluriformes; Bagridae
Gene: tcaim
Product: T cell activation inhibitor, mitochondrial
Exons: 11
Coding region: 191-1666 (491 amino acids)
Cellular component (GO): mitochondrion
Source: RefSeq, a predicted model, not a curated record